CGGGGCGUUGCGCGUGCGCAGUGCGCGGUACGGCCCGGCUGCCCGCCGUGCGCUUUGUGGCGCUGCCGGAAGCGGCGGCGGGGAGCGGAGCGGGGCGGCUCGGAGCGUUCGUCCCGGUUUGUCUCGUCCGGCCGCGGGCAGCGAUGGAGCCGGCCUGAGGGCGGGGCACGGCACGGCACGACACGGCACGACAUGCCCGCGGGCCUCUCGCCGCAGGUGUUAUUUGCUUUGUAGCAUAGAGGCACUAUGUACUCAGAGUGGAGAUCCUUGCAUCUUGUCAUUCAAAAUGAUCAGGGUAAUACCAGUGUACUUCACAGCUAUCCUGAAAGUGUGGGAAGAGAAGUGGCAAAUGCAGUGGUGCGUCCUCUUGGGCAAGCUCUGAUCACAUCAUCGGUUGGAAGUGAAAGUUUGCUGAAAACAGACAAAGAAGUAAAAUGGACAAUGGAGGUGGUUUGUUAUGGACUGACCCUCCCUCUGGAUGGCGAUACUGUGAAAUACUGUGUCGAUGUAUAUACAGACUGGAUUAUGGCUCUUGUAUUACCUAAGGACUCAAUUCCUUUACCAGUUAUUAAGGAACCAAACCUUUAUGUUCAAAGCAUUCUCAAACAUCUUCAAAAUCUCUUUGUACCAAGGCCAGACCCAGGAUCUAGUCAGAUUAGACUGUGUUUGCAAGUUUUGAAAGCAGUCCAGAAACUGGCUCGUGAAUCAACAAUUAUGGCAAGAGAAACCUGGGAAGUUUUGUUGUUAUUUCUUCUUCAGAUUAAUGAUACUCUUCUAGCAGCUCCAACUGUGCAAGGUGGCAUUGCUGAAAGUCUGGCCGAGAAGUUGAUCGGCGUGCUGUUUGAGGUGUGGUUACUGGCCUGUACACGGUGCUUUCCAACACCACCCUACUGGAAAACUGCCAAAGAGAUGGUGGCCAACUGGCGGCAUCACCCUGCAGUAGUGGAGCAGUGGAGCAAGGUCAUCUGUGCUCUUACCUCCAGAUUGCUGCGUUUUACAUAUGGACCUUCAUUUCCUCCAUUUAAAAUUCCUGAAGAAGAUGCUGGUCUGAUUCCUCCUGAAAUGGACAAUGAGUGCAUUGCGCAAACGUGGUUUCGCUUUUUACACAUGCUGAGUAAUCCUGUGGAUUUGAGUAACCCAGCCAUUAUUAGUUCUACCCCCAAAUUUCAGGAGCAGUUUCUGAAUGUGAGUGGGAUGACUCAAGAGCUGAAUCAAUACCCCUGCCUUAAGCAUCUGCCUCAAAUAUUCUUUCGUGCCAUGCGUGGGAUCAGUUGUUUAGUGGAUGCUUUCCUAGGCAUUUCACGACCCCGGUCAGACAGUGCACCACCCACGCCAGUAAACAGGCUGAGCAUGCCCCAGAACACUGCUAUCAAUACGACUCCACCCCAUAACCGAAGGCAUCGGGCUGUGACUGUGAAUAAAGCAACAAUGAAAACCAGCACGGUAACCACUGCACAUGCUUCCAAAGUGCAGCACCAACCAUCCUCUACUUCUCCGCUCUCUAGCCCAAACCAGACAAGUUCUGAACCACGGCCACUGCCAGCUCCUCGCAGGCCAAAGGUCAACAGCAUCUUGAACCUCUUUGGAUCGUGGUUAUUUGAUGCGGCAUUUGUUCACUGUAAACUUCAUAAUGGAAUAAACAGAGACAGCAGCAUGACUGCAUCUUUUAUCCAAAUUCUUCUUUCUUAUAAAUCUUCUAUAGCAACUCAAGCUAGCAUGGAGUUUCGACGGAAAGGAUCCCAAAUGUCCACAGAUACAAUGGCUUCCAACCCUUUGUUUGAUGCCAGUGAAUUCCCAGACAACUAUGAAGCAGGAAGGGCAGAAGCAUGUGGGACACUGUGUAGGAUAUUUUGUAGCAAGAAGACUGGGGAGGAAAUAUUACCAGCUUACUUAUCCCGAUUUUACAUGCUUUUAAUUCAGGGUUUGCAGAUAGCAGAUUUCGUUUGCCACCCUGUUCUUGCCAGUGUUAUUCUGAACUCCCCUCCUUUGUUCUGCUGUGACCUGAAGGGAAUUGAUGUCGUGGUUCCAUAUUUCAUUUCGGCUCUUGAAACUAUUUUACCUGACAGAGAACUCUCAAAGUUUAAAAUCUAUGUAAACCCCACAGAGCUAAGAAGAGCUUCCAUUAACAUCUUGCUGUCUUUGUUGCCUCUCCCUCAUCAUUUUGGAACCAUAAAAUCGGAGGUUGUCCUGGAAGGGAAAUUCAGCAAUGAUGACAGCUCAACGUAUGAUAAACCAGUAACCUUCCUUUCCUUGAAGCUGAGGCUUGUGAAUAUACUUAUAGGAGCUUUGCAAACUGAAACAGAUCCCAACAACACUCAGAUGAUACUAGGUGCAAUGUUGAAUAUUGUUCAAGACUCAGCACUGUUAGAAGCCAUUGGCUGCCAAAUGGAAACGAAUGGUGGCGAAAAUAACCUCUUCAAAAGCCACAGCCGUACUAACAGUGGCAUUAGUACUGCAAGCGGAGGCAGUACUGAGCCUACAACACCAGACAGUGAACGGCCAGCACAGGCCCUUCUAAGGGAUUAUGCUCUUAAUACAGAUACGGCUGCGGGACUUCUGAUACGCAGCAUUCAUCUGGUAACCCAAAGGCUCAACUCACAGUGGAGGCAGGACAUGAGCAUCUCACUGGCUGCGUUGGAACUUCUGUCUGGAUUGGCAAAGGUGAAAGUGCUUGUUGAUUCCUCUGAUCAAAAGAGAGCUAUUAGUUCUGUGUGCAGCUACAUUGUGUUCCAGUGCAGCCGGCCAGCCCCGCUCCACUCCCGUGACCUUCACUCUGUGAUAGUUGCAGCUUUCCAGUGCCUCUGUGUCUGGCUCACGGAGCAUCCUGACAUGCUGGAUGAGAAGGAUUGUUUAAAAGAGGUACUGGAGAUUGUGGAGCUGGGUAUUUCAGGAAGUAAAUCCAAGAGCAGUGAACAAGAGGUGAAGUACAAAGGAGAUAAGGAGCCAAACCCUGCGUCCAUGAGAGUGAAGGAUGCUGCUGAAGCUACGUUAACAUGUAUUAUGCAGUUACUUGGAGCAUUCCCUUCUCCCAGUGGUCCUGCUUCCCCCUGCAGCUUGGUGAAUGAAACCACAUUAAUUAAAUAUUCUCGCCUACCCACCAUAAACAAGCAUAGUUUCCGUUACUUUGUUUUGGAUAACAGUGUUAUCCUCGCGAUGUUGGAGCAGCCUCUAGGGAAUGAACAAAAUGACUCUUUCCCCUCUGUCACGGUUUUGAUCCGUGGGACAUCUGGAAGAUUUGCAUGGGCCCAGCAACUCUGUCUUUUACCAAGAGGAGCUAAAGCAAAUCAAAAGACUUUUGUACCCGAACCUCGACCAGCUCCUAAAAGUGAUGUUGGAUUGAAAUACAGUGUGAAGCACCGGCCGUUUCCUGAAGAAGUGGAUAAGAUCCCAUUUGUGAAAGCAGACUUAAGCAUUCCUGAUUUACAUGAGAUUGUGAAUGAGGAGCUUGAAGAGCGACAUGAGAAGCUGAGGAAUGGCAUGGCCCAGCAGAUUAUUUUUGAGACUUCCAUAGAUCAGAAAAGUGAGGAGGAGUGGCGUAAGAAGAGCUUUCCUGAUCCAAUCACAGAGUGUAAGCCCCCGCCGCCAGCACAGGAGUUCCAGACAGCACGUCUGUUCCUCUCCCACUUCGGGUUCCUGUCUCUCGAGGCAUUGAAGGAGCCUGCUAACAGUCGUCUACCUCCUCACCUGAUUGCACUUGACUCUACUCUGCCUGGGUUUUUUGAUGACCUCGGGUACUUGGAUUUACUGCCUUGUCGUCCUUUUGAUACUGUUUUCAUUUUCUACAUGAAAGCAGGCCAGAAGACAAGCCAGGAGAUCCUGAAGAACAUGGAGUCUUCCAGAAUUGUUCAGCCACACUUCCUGGAGUUCUUGCUGUCUCUUGGCUGGUCUGUCGAUGUGGGGAAGCAUCCUGGGUGGACUGGGCACGUCUCCACAAGCUGGUCCAUCAACAGCUGCAGUGAUGAAGAGGGACCUGAACAAGAUGAUGUAAUAGUUUCGGAAGAUGUUGGAGCAAGUAUCUUCAAUGGGCAGAAGAAGGUGCUGUAUUAUGCUGAUGCCCUGACAGAAAUAGCUUUUGUUGUCCCGUCACCAGUGGAGUCCCUAACUGAUUCAUUGGAAAGCAAUGUCUCUGAUCAAGAAAGUGACUCCAACAUGGAUCUGCUGCCAGGAAUAUUAAAACAGCCAUCUUUGACACUUGAACUCUUCCCCAGUCAUACAGACAAUCUUAAUCCCUCUCAGCGGCUCAGCCCUACUUCCAGAUCCAAGAGGGUGCCUCAGGGCCGGACUAUUCCACCAAUGGGACCUGAAACCAAAGUGUACGUGGUCUGGGUUGAACGUUAUGAUGAUAUAGAAAACUUUCCCCUCCCUGAUCUGGUGUCUGAGACCAGCACAGGUGUAGAAACUACGGCCAACAGCAGCACUUCCCUAAGAUCUGCCACUCCUGAGAAAGAAGUUCCUGUGAUCUUCAUUCAUCCUUUAAACACUGGCUUAUUCAGGAUAAAACUACAAGGAGCAACUGGGAAAUUCAACAUGGUUAUCCCGUUGGUGGAUGGGAUGAUAGUCAGUAGGAGAGCUCUUGGUUUUUUAGUGAGGCAAACAGUAAUAAAUAUUUGUCGGAGAAAGAGGCUGGAAAGUGAUUCCUACAACCCCCCCCACGUCCGCCGAAAACAGAAAAUCGCAGACAUUGUCAAUAAGUACCGCAACAGGCAGCUGGAGCCCGAGUUUUAUACCUCGCUUUUCCAGGAGGUUGGGCUCAAGAACUGCAACCCAUAGGCCAUUAUCCUCCCUGGACAAUUAGAUCAGAGCUUGGUGGCUACAGUAAUGAAAACGGUGAAAUAACAACAAAUUUCCUCAGCCCUCCAGAAUUCAGGAAACCGUAUUUUAGCACAAGUCAGCAGAUACCGUGUGGGAGGAGUGAGGAACGAAUCCAAAACGCUGCAGUUGGGAUGCUGACUCCAUUCACCUACCCUCGAAAGAUGACUUAAUUCCAGUCUUCCUGGAUGCUCACAACAUAAUCUCUUCACACAGACAUCGAUUCCGGGCUAAUUAAGAUCUGUGUCUCGUUCUGUGACAAGAAAACAAUCAAAGCAAAACUAUCUCUGCAUUUAUGUACAAAGAACACGAGGCACUCCAGCCUGCCUGCAGACAGCUCACUAUGCCCACGCACCGGGGGAGAGGAGUGGGAUCUCUCCUUGAGGAGGGAAGCUCCUUCUGAGCGCUCGCUGUCCCCACAAGUACUUGAGGAGAAGUUUCUGACCCCCUUCAGCAUCUUGCAGGAGACACUGCGCUGCAUGAGGCGGGUUGGAAGCCACGGGGAGGAAAGCUGCUCGGGAAUGUCAGGUCACCAAAUCCAGAACUGCGAUGCUGUGUGUGACAGUCCCCCCUGUGGGUCCACACACAGCAUCUCUGCUGUCCUGGGAACAAACUCAGAGCCGGGAGGGGCCCGAUUUCAGCCACACCUUCUUACCAGAUAAGAGAUCCUGGUUCAAUAGAAACAAGGUUGUGACUUUCAGGUCUGUUGCAAAAUGUCGUGUUUAAUUUUGGUAGCCUGAUUUUAUUUUUGUAUGCAGCUGAUGCUGCUGAAAUGUCGCUCGGUCGCCAUUUUCAUUAAAUGUGCAAACAUUUCUUGCUUUCCUUCUGCUGAAAGCUGAGGUUCUGGGGCUGCCUCCUGCCUGAUAUGUAUCAAAUACGCAGCUUUAGCAGCUUCUGCACUUCUCGGAAGCUCCUUUUACCCAGACGGUGAAACAAAUUGGAACAGAAGAGCAGAGAACUCUUGCUCUGUCCGUUAACUCGCCGUUCCAUGGAACGCCCAUUUGGAGCUGUAACUUACAAUUGUUCUGAGGCUGCUGCGCUUUCUCAGCAGCAGUGAUUCCCCUCCCCUUGGUCAGAAGUUUCUCUGAGCUGCCGGUGUCUCCCUGGCCCAGCUCAGACACAGCUGGGUCUCUGCCUGGCCCAGAGGGAACAGAGUGGUGUGGAUUCGGUUCUGUUCGCACGCUUUGCUUCCUCUGAGGCUGCACUCCGGGCUGCUGAGCUUAGAGCCUCCCCCAGGCUGUGCUGGGAAAAGAUGUUUACAACUGCACUUCAGUGCUGGGAAUAUGAAAGCUGCAGCAGGCACUGCCGCCCUCAGGAGUGUUCCAGGCCCCCAGCACAGACCUGUCUUGUGUGGCAGGAAUGAAUCAUCGCUGCUGCUCCUGUGUAGGUGCCGCCUGCGAUGGCUGGCAGUGCAUGAGUUCCUUUCCUUCCAGUAAGGAGGGAGUAGGGAGCAUAAACGUAAGGAAUUUGUAGAGCUCCUCAAGUUAUGACAGUGUUUCUCGGAAGCUUUUAAUGCACACUGCGGUAAUGCCCCUGAGUCACUUUGGUAUUUCAGCUACUUUUUGCAACAGUUCUGACCUGCAACAGUCUCACUUGUUUCAUUACAGCUUCCUUGCCAGGAAUGUGCCCCGACCCCAUCGGUGUGUGGUCCUUCAGGGAGGUCCCGCACACCUCAAACCACGCACAGGGAUGUGCUGGUGUCAGCUGAGGGGAGAUGGGGAACAGGAGCACAGCUGCAGGGUGGGCACAGGGAGCUGCUGGGGGGUUUGGUCCAGGAUGGAUCACAAAUGGAGGAACCAAACCACGUCAUGAGAUCAUCAUAGCAGGGAGCAAAGCUGCCAUGUGCCUGCACUGCCCUGUGUGUGAGCGGCAGCACUGGGUCUGGCAAAGCUGAGAGUGAGCGUGGCCUCAUCUCUGCUCAGCUGUUGCCCGUCUGCAUUUAAUGCACAGACACCGAAUUUACCCACGUUGUGUAUGUACCUGUCAGAUCUGAAUAACAGCCAAACACACUGCAGUCCACUGACUUAAAAGGCAUGAGCAGUGCAUGUGAAACUAAAAGAAACAUAUGGAGUGAUCGAACCUUUGCACAUCUUCAGCUUGAAGCCCAUCUCCCAGAGCUGUGAGUGUUACGUGCAGAACCAUUGCUUGGUAGUGCAGUGAGCUGCUGCAGCUGCUGCCUUCAGGUGUGCGGUGCGGGCAGGAGCGGAGCUGUGCUAGGGGAGCCCUGGGCAUCUGCUCCUGAGUCAGAGAGCCAAAGGAGCUGCUUGAAGCACUGCAUUGUAAUGCUGGGCUGUGGAGCAGCACUUAGGUCUGAUCCUUGUUCCGUCCAAAGCAUGAUGUGGCGCCCACCUGAGCAGUGCUGACAGGGACAGCAGGGCACUGUGUCACAUCUCGAGAGCAGAUCAACUCUGUCCAGACGGGGCCAGCAGCGUUAAUGAGAACACUGAACACAUGGCACACGGUGUGACCUGCCCAUAACUGUGGGGUUUUGUGAUCUGCAGAGGUGAGCCUGAGUGCAGUGUAGCAGUGCAGUGUAGCAGAGCAGUGGCUCCAGGAGUGCACUGUGCUCUCAGCCCUUGGUUUGGGUGCAGGCUGCAGUGCCCUUGGGGAGCUGUGCCCGUGCUCGGGGCUCUCUGUGGGUGCUGUGAGGAGCAGCGUGGAAGCAAAGCCAGGCAGCAGAGCUGGUGGCUGUGGGUGGCCCAGGAUGGCUUCAGCUCUUCUCUCCCGGGGCUGAGAGCAAAGCUGCUGUUUAUGUCAGUCGUGAUGCUUCUGUUGAGACCCGGAGCUCGUGGGGCUCCGCACCACAAACUGCCCUGUAGAGCUGGCAGCCUCACAACCUGCAUGGCCGUUCUUUGUGUCCGUACCCACCGCGGGGCAGCGCAGCGCACCGAGCUGCUCAGUCCCAGAUGUGACACAACCAAACACGUUCCUCUGUUCACACAGCAGCGCCUUUCGGUCGGUAACUCCGCUCUGAAUGAUGCGUCCUCUUCGUGGCGGGGGGGGGGGGGGGCAGCUGCCACCUUGUUAAAUGCAGCGCUGGAAUUGCAGAAGCGUAGUACCUUAAUAAAGACUCGUUCAAAGAAACCAUCCUUUCCUAAAGGUACCUGUGAGAUGCGUGGCACACGUACAGCGUGCAGCGGGGGGGGGGGUGGUGCUGGGGUUCUGCGUGCCCACAUCGGGGCGGCUCCGCGCGGCUGUGAGCAGCGACUGAGCGACGCCUUUGGAGCACGGCGGGUGGUGCACGUGGUGUGCUCCUGCACGUGGCUGCUGGAGCAGUUCGGGGUGAGCUGCCGCCGUCCCGUGCUCGGAGCCGCGCUCAGUUGCUGUGUCUCUGUACGUUGCCAAGCCGUGAUCUUUUUGUUCCUACUGUACUUUCUGUAAAUAUCCCCGGCGCUGAGUUGUAAAGUAAAGGCAAAGUGUAAAUAUGAAGAAGUGAACGACGUUCCCUCGUCUCUGGUCCUUUAUCUCCUGUUUAUUUAGGGAAGGCACACAAAGGCUUGUUUGUAUUUAUGCCAAUUCUUUGUCCAGGAGAAACACAUCAAAUAUUGAAUGUAACACAAUUAGUCCAAUAAAUUUUAAAGGUUCUUAUCUAAGCCA
Coturnix japonica (Japanese quail) is the source of this 8406-nucleotide messenger RNA. It is a transcript of the gene RALGAPB, whose product is annotated as Ral GTPase activating protein non-catalytic subunit beta. NCBI's taxonomy places the organism in Eukaryota, Metazoa, Chordata, Aves, Galliformes, Phasianidae. Gene Ontology annotation, biological process: regulation of small GTPase mediated signal transduction; activation of GTPase activity. Gene Ontology annotation, molecular function: GTPase activator activity. The record is from RefSeq and is a predicted model, not a curated record.